This is a messenger RNA of Adineta ricciae, 1377 nucleotides long. The record is from the annotation of a GenBank genome assembly. NCBI's taxonomy places the organism in Eukaryota, Metazoa, Rotifera, Eurotatoria, Adinetida, Adinetidae.
AUGCGAUCAGCAAAGAUGUUUGUAUUUCACAGUUUGGAAUUUCAAUGUGUUAAUACCACUUGUACAUCGUACGUCAAUCAAACGGCGAAAGAUGUUCUCAUAUGUCAAAUAGCGUGUCUAUCGUCACUUCAAUGUAAAGCAGCCAGUUUUUAUCAAUCAACGUUGACUUGUCGGUUAUUUACUGAUGCAUUGCUUCAGAAUACAAAUAUGUUGGCCAAUUCGAAUGUAAUUUCAUUGAUUGUUCAAAGUGGAACUCGAGUACCGCCUGUGUCCACUACGACAUCAACUUCAACGUCAACUUCAUCGUCAUCUACAUCAAGCACAAGCUCCACCUUCACUUCAACAUCAACCUCAACGUCAAGUACGACUUCAGCAACUACUGCAUGGACAACGACUGGAAGUAUGAGUGUUGCGCGAUAUAGUUAUGCAGCAUCGGUUUUAUCAAAUGGAAAAGUCCUAGUCGCUGGUGGAUACACUGGUAGUGCUAUUCUGAAUAGUGCUGAAUUGUAUGAUCCAUCAACAGGUAAUUGGACAACAACUGGAACUAUGAGUGUUGUGCGGAAAUCUCCUCAAGCAUCGAUUUUAUCAAAUGAAAAGGUCUUAGUUACUGGUGGAUACACUGGUAGUGUUCAUCUGAAUAGUGCUGAAUUGUAUGAUCCAUCAACAGGUAGUUGGACAACAACUGGAACUAUGAGUGUUGGGCGAUAUGCUCAUACGCAAUCGGUUUUAUCAAAUGGAAAAGUCUUAGUCACUGGUGGAUUAAGUGAUAGUGGUUAUCUGAAUAGUGCUGAAUUGUAUGAUCCAUCAACAGGUAGUUGGACAACAACUGGAAGUAUGAGUGUUGCACGAUAUGGUCACAAGGCAUCGAUUUUAUCAAAUGAAAAAGUCUUAGUCACUGGUGGAUACACUGGUAGUGUUGAUCUGAGUAGUGCUGAAUUGUAUGAUGCAUCAACAGGUAAUUGGGCAGCAACUGGAAGUAUGAGUGUUGCACGAUAUAGUUAUACGCAAUCGGUUUUAUCAAAUGGAAAAGUCUUGGCCACUGGUGGAACCAUUGGUAGUGUUUCUCUGAAUAGUGCUGAACUGUAUGAUCCAUCAACAGGUAAUUGGUCAGCAACUGGAAAUAUGAGUGUUGCACGAGACACACAUACAGCAUCGAUUUUAUCAAAUGGAAAAGUCCUAGUCGCUGGUGGAGAGACUGGUAGUGUUUCUCUGAAUAGUGCUGAAUUGUAUGAUGCAUCAACAGGUAGUUGGACAAGAACUGGAAAUAUGCGUGCUGCACGAGAUUCACACACAGCAUGGAUAUUAUCUAGUGGAAAGGUCUUAGUCGUCGGUGGAAAGAAUGGUAGUAUUACUCUGAGUAGUGCUGAGAUCUAUUGA